Phyllostomus hastatus (greater spear-nosed bat) is the source of this 2496-nucleotide messenger RNA. It is a transcript of the gene CARS1, whose product is annotated as cysteinyl-tRNA synthetase 1. The record is from RefSeq and is a predicted model, not a curated record. Gene Ontology annotation, cellular component: cytoplasm. NCBI's taxonomy places the organism in Eukaryota, Metazoa, Chordata, Mammalia, Chiroptera, Phyllostomidae. The transcript is spliced from 22 exons. Gene Ontology annotation, molecular function: ATP binding; cysteine-tRNA ligase activity. The coding region runs from base 73 to 2319 and encodes 748 amino acids. Gene Ontology annotation, biological process: cysteinyl-tRNA aminoacylation.
GGACUUCCGGGCCGGUGGUUGCAUCAGAUUCUGGGAAGGAGACGCCGUCUUCGGGGGACUGGGAUUCUUAGGAUGGCGGGUUCCUCCGAGGAGCAGGGUAGAGGCCGGCGGGAGCAGCCCGCAUGGUCCCCUCCGGCCGGGUCGGAGCCCUGCAAGCUGCGCCUGUACAACAGCCUCACCCGGAGCAAGGAGGUGUUUGUUCCCCAAAACGGGAGGAGAGUGACGUGGUACUGCUGCGGGCCCACCGUGUACGACGCCUCUCACAUGGGGCACGCCAGGUCCUACAUCUCCUUCGACAUCCUGCGGCGUGUGCUGAGGGGCUACUUCGGCUUCGACGUCUUCUACUGCAUGAACAUCACGGACAUCGACGACAAGAUCAUCAAGAGGGCCCGGCAGAACCACCUGUUCGAGCGGUAUCGGGAGGAACAGCCGUCCGCGGCCCGGCUCCUGGAGGACGUCCGUGCUGCCCUGCAGCCGUUCUCAGCGAAACUCAGCGAGACCACGGACCCCGACAAGAGGCAGAUGCUGGAGCGCAGCCUGCAGGCCGUGCGGCUCGCGGUGGAGCCGCUGGAGAGAGCGCUGCAGGCCGGCCUCGCCGCGGGGGACGUGGACAGCCGUGCGCAGGUGCUGCUGGAGGAAGCCAGGGACGUGCUGUCCGACUGGCUGGACUCCGCGCGCGGCAGCGAGGUGGCCGACAACUCCAUCUUCUCCGAGCUGCCCACGUUCUGGGAAGGGGAGUUCCACAAGGACAUGCAAGCCCUGAACGUGCUCCCUCCCGACGCCCUGACCCGGGUCAGUGAGUACGUGCCGGAGAUCGUGAGCUUCGUCCAGAGGAUUGUGGACAACGGCUAUGGCUACGUUUCAAACGGGUCUGUCUACUUCGAUACGGCGAAGUUCGCUUCCAGUGAGGGACACUCGUACGGGAAGCUGGUGCCCGAGGCCGUGGGGGACCAGAAGGCCCUGCACGAGGGGGAAGGCGACCUGAGUGUCUCGGCAGACCGCCUGAGCGAGAAGCGGUCCCCCAACGACUUUGCCCUGUGGAAGGCCUCCAAGCCAGGGGAGCCGUCCUGGCCCUGCCCGUGGGGCAAGGGCCGCCCGGGGUGGCACAUCGAAUGUUCCGCCAUGGCGGGCACCCUCCUGGGCGCCUCGAUGGACAUCCACGGAGGGGGCUUUGACCUCCGCUUCCCCCACCACGACAACGAGCUGGCGCAGUCGGAGGCCUACUUUGAGAAUGACUGCUGGGUGCGGUACUUCCUGCACACGGGCCACCUGACGAUCGCGGGCUGCAAGAUGUCCAAGUCCCUCAAGAACUUCGUCACCAUCAAGGACGCCUUGAAGAAGCACUCAGCGAGGCAGCUGCGCCUGGCCUUCCUCAUGCACGCGUGGAAGGACACCCUGGACUACUCGGCCAACACCAUGGAGUCCGCCCUGCAGUACGAGAGGUUCCUGAACGAGUUCUUCUUAAACGUGAAAGACGUUCUCCGCGCCCCCGCCGACAUCCCCGGCCAGUUCGAAAAGUGGGGGGAGGAGGAGGCAGAGCUGAACGAGAGCUUUCUCAGCAGGAAGGCGGCGGUGCACGAGGCCCUCUGCGACAACGUGGACACGCGCACCGCGCUGGAGGAGAUGAGGGCUCUGGUCAGCCAGUGCAACCUGUACAUGGCUGCCCGCAAGGCCGCGAGGAGGCGGCCCAACCGGGCUCUGCUGGAGAACGUCGCGCUGUACCUCACGCACAUGCUGAAGGUCUUCGGGGCCAUCGAGGAGGAGAGCGCCCUGGGCUUCCCUGUCGGAGGGCCUGGAAGCAGCCUGAACCUCGAGAGCACGGUGCUGCCGUACCUGCAGGCGCUGUCGGACUUCAGGGAGGGCGUGCGCAGGAUCGCCCGGGACAGGAAAGUGCCCGAGGUCCUGCAGCUCAGCGACGCCCUGCGGGACGACGUCCUGCCCGAGCUCGGAGUGCGGCUGGAGGACCACGAAGGCCUGCCGACCGUGGUGAAGCUGGUGGACAGGGAGACCCUGCUGCGGGAGAGAGAGGAGAAGAAAAGGGUCGAGGAGGAAAGGAGGAAGAAGAAAGAGGAGGCCGCCAGGAAAAAGCAAGAACAAGAGGCGGCCAAGCUGGCCAAGAUGAGGAUCCCGCCCAGUGAGCUGUUCUUGUCGGAACGGGACAAAUACUCCAGGUUUGAUGAAAACGGCCUGCCCACACACGACGCGGACGGCAAGGAGCUGAGCAAAGGACAAGCCAAGAAGCUGAGGAAGCUCCUGGAGGCCCAGGAGAAGCUGCACACGGAGUACCUGCAGAUGGUCCAGAACGGGGGCGUCCUGUGACCAGGCCAGGGGCCGGGCGCGCUGCCCGAGCCUCAGCCUUGCGACCCCGCACCGGCAGGGGCAGCACCCCACCCCAGCGUGUUCACGGACGGGCCCUUGGCCCUGGCGUCUGUUCACCCGGCCGGGCUGCCGCCGCCGGCCCAGGGACCACAGCAAUAAAGUCUGCCCCACCGCCCA